Gymnodraco acuticeps is the source of this 3757-nucleotide messenger RNA. RefSeq names its product G-protein coupled receptor 26-like. The transcript is spliced from 3 exons. The coding region runs from base 579 to 1601 and encodes 340 amino acids. Lineage: Eukaryota; Metazoa; Chordata; Actinopteri; Perciformes; Bathydraconidae. Gene Ontology annotation, molecular function: G protein-coupled receptor activity. Gene Ontology annotation, biological process: adenylate cyclase-activating G protein-coupled receptor signaling pathway. Gene Ontology annotation, cellular component: membrane. The record is from RefSeq and is a predicted model, not a curated record.
AAGCGUCUCCAAUUAUCCAGGAGGAGAAACAUCCGUGGAUUUCUCUGCGCCCUUUGCCUCAGAACUAAAUUGAUUUUGAGGGAUCCGUGGUCGAUGCUGAAGAAACUCGCAUGUGAAUAACUUAAGCGGGAUGAUUGAUUCGUUUGCGCAAAGACAUCUGGAUAUCUCCAAUAUGUAGAAAACAAAAGUGUGAGUUUGGGUGUUUUGUGACCAGGACAAGUUGUUCCCACGUCUGGGUGUGAGUAGUUUCUUCACGUGAUGCGUAAAAGCGAUUAUUAAUUUGUUCAGUCUCAUUCUCCAUCUGAGCCACACUCUGCUUCACUUUAAGCUCUGCACCUGCACCUGCCGGAUGUUGAUUGAAAAUAAUCGACAAGUUUGAGGAGAGAGAGAGAAAGAGAGAGAUGCUUCAGCACACUGGACAGCACUCGUGGAAGUUGGAGAGUACAGGGACGCGCGCACACAGGAGGAUUUAAUUGAAAAUAAUCUUUGGAGGAGCUCCUGCAGGGAUCAUGGUUGAUUUUAACUCCUUAUUAUCACCAACAACAGGUAACCCGAGAGGGGACUUUCCGGAGUGAGACAUGGACUUUGCUGACGUUAUCUUCGCUCUGUUCAUCAUCGUGGUCGCGGUGGUCUCACUGUUGUCCAACUUGUUGGUGCUGCUAUGCUUCGUCCACAGCACCGAGAUCCGCCGACAGGUGCCCGGGGUCUUCACCAUGAACCUGUCCUUCUGCAACAUCCUCAUCACUGUGCUCAACAUGCCGGCCACCCUGGUGGGGGUCAUCCGGGAUCAGCAGCCUUUCGGGGAUUGCAUUUGCCACACGAUGAGCUUCCUGGAGACUUUCCUCACCGCCAACACCAUGUUGAGCAUGGCGGCGCUCAGCAUAGACCGGUGGAUCGCGGUGGUGUUCCCGCUCAGCUACUCCGCCAAGAUGCGCUACAAGGACGCGCUGAUCAUGGUGUGCUACUCCUGGCUGCACUCCUUCACCUUCUCCCUCACGGCCCUGCUCUUCUCCUGGGUGGACUACAGCUCAGUGUACGCGUCCUGCACCUUACAGCCCACAGUGGAAGGGGGAGACAGGAUUAAGUUUACUAUCUUCACAGUGGUUUUCCACGCCACCAGCUUCAUGCUCUCCCUGCUCAUAUUGUGUUUCACAUACUUGAAGGUGCUGAAAGUGGCGAGGUUUCACUGCAAAAGGAUUGACAUUAUCACCAUGCAGACUCUGUUUCUCCUGGUCGACAUUCACCCAAGCGUGAAACAAAGAUGUUUAGCAGAGCAAAAGAGGAGAAAGCAGAGAGCCACAAAGAAGAUCAGCAUCUUCAUCGGCUCUUUCAUCAUCUGCUUUGCCCCCUAUGUUAUCACAAGGUUGGUCGAGCUUCUCCCCUUUGUGGACAUCAACCGCCGCUGGGGAAUCAUCAGUAAGUGCCUGACAUACAGCAAGGCUGCGUCGGACCCCUUUGCCUACUCCCUCCUACGUCAGCAGUACAAGAAAGUCCUGGUUACUGUCGUCAACAGGCUGCUCCGUCGUGACCUGUACCCCUCGUCUGGCCACAACAGCUCUUUAGACACGGAGAACGACUACUGUCUCCAGAGGAUCAGCUAAUGGCAAAUGUGCGGCGGAAAUGGCAGAUACACAUGACGGGCCAAAAAUAUACGUUGCCUCAUGGAAGAAGGUGGGCGGAGGAGAAGAAUGAGAAGAGAAACAGGACAUUGUAAGGGAGGGAAAAUCGAGCUGAUAGAGGGGACAUAAUGUGGGUUGGGGUGAAGAGAGAGCAUACGUAAGGAAGGCAGUGGGUGGACAAGAAUGACAAGACAGCACUGAGAGGGAGGAUGAAGGGGCAAAAGAGGAGAUGGAUAGGGAGCGACGAGUACGAUGUGGAAACUUUGUCCUUAGACAGAAUUGACAAACAAGACAUCUGUGAUUCAUCGGUGGAAACACACAAAACCACAUAGAUCACACAAAUCAAUUUCUUCAGAGGAGUCGUGGGUUCAGAUGAAUCUCAAACUGAAGGACAAAGCAGCCGACACGGUCCCUUCUUCUCUUUGAGCAACAUGUAUAAAGUGGCCUUUUGUACUGAACCUACCGCUUUGUAAUGAUUUUGGCAAAGUCCACAUGUAGAGACCUUUCUUCUGUCACCAAACGCAGGGACAGAGCCGGGAGCGGAUAGUCAAUAGAAGCUGGAGCGAAAAGAAGGAAAUACUUUUUUGCCACAGCUUCUGGAUAAUUUACUCAACUGCUGCACAUUAUUGCCAUGUUCUGUAUUGACCAUGUUAGACUACUUUGCAGUGUCAUGUCAGUCACUGAAUAUUGAUGCACUUUGUCUAAUUCUCUCAGAGCUACUAUAGUUACAGGAGCCAAAGGCAAAUAACAUUUACAACAUGAUUUUAAAUGGUAAGAUUGGUGAUAUUUUACAUAUUUUUCUUGUUGUUAACGAGGUCCGUGAAAAGAGCAAAAAUAACAAUGUAUCACUCCAUUACUCAGUAUUUUUCAGACCCUGUUCUUCCUGUAGUAUUUUUGCCUUUAUUCGAGUAGGUAUGAAAUGCAAAACAGGACUGGUCACAGAUAUAAAUUGUAACUUUCAAAAUGGUUAUACAUUUGUUCCUGAAACCUGGGCGCUGUCGUUUUUAAGCAAAUAAUACUAAAACGUUUUUUGGGGACUAUUUUCUGACACAGGUCAAUACACACCUGUGUGUGUAUAUUUGUUAGAAAGAAAAUUAACUACAGUGCCUUGGUUCAUGGUAUUGAAGAAGUCAAUCAGAUCAAAAGCGUAAGGGUUUUUAGAUAAUUGACAAACAAAGAACACUCCGUGUAAAAAUGUAAUUGCCAGGACCCAAGUUCCUACGGCACUAAGUCUGCGAACAUCUUAGUGUUGACGUGUUUUAGUUAAUUAAAUCCAACUCCCUUGUGAAUUAAACCGGAGUAGGCCUACUCACAAGUCCCGGAGGCAAGGAUAAUGUACGUUUAUUUGAAGUUGGAGAUCACUGGCUACAUCAAUUAAUUAUCUAUUUAAGUCUUUUCAUGAGAUUUCCUGAUCAUGAAAAAAACAUAAAAUAUCACCGACUUAUCCUUUUAAAUGUAUCCUUUGUGCAUUUGAAACUGAAUGUACUAGUGGCGACCCACUUUGGACUGAAAUGCAUUUGUACAACUGUUCUUUGUUUUGCCAGUUUAAAAUGUUUCUAUGGAUAUUUACAUGAUGUUAUUAUAUAUUUUGCACUGUACAGGAACAACAUUUUGUCUAGAUAAAAGGGUGAUGUAGCAUAGGGAUGCUAGAAGUGCUUAAAACACACUUGUUAUGUGUUUGUGCCAGAAUUGAACAUUUGACUUUUUCAGAGGUUCUAUUCUCUCACCAGAAAAUCUGGUUUGUUAAAAUUAUUUGGAUGUACAUUCUGCACAUGUAUUGUUCCUCCUGUAAGCCACUUGCUGUUAUUUGGCAGUGUGAUUAGCUAUUAGUGGAAUAUGUGCAAUACAAGCUGUCAAUUAUAAAAGUAUUACAAUUAUUAAUGUUUUCACAGUAAUGUCUUUGAAUCAAGAUAAUGCCCUUUGAUUGAAUAUGUAAGUUUCCAAAUUCAAUUCAAGCAGUGCAGUUAAAAUGAUCUGACACUAAAUGACAGAUACUAAAUGUUUUAUUUGAAUCAUAAUUGAGGAUAAUGGGGAACUAUAUUCAAUAUUUGAAACAGAUGGAUACUUGAAUAGAAACAUAAUUUGUUAUUCUCAAAUAAAACUCUGUUGGUUGGUUGUCACCACCAGCUAGUCCUCUA